CACUUUCGUCGACUCGUCGAUAAAUGGCCGCGUUGUCCGUCGCGUCGUGAGGAACGCUUUUCUGAACGGUUUUUAUUUUGGAUUUUUCAAAGUUGAUUGGUUUCGAUCUAUGUCAACUACAAAAAAUUCUUUAAUUGAAAAAGUUUCGUGAGGGGUUUGGCGGUAUGAAUUCUGCCUUUGAAGUCAAGGACACUCCUUCAGAGGAACUACCUCUGGAUGUAGAUCUUCUUGGUGUGGAUUUUAAUAUUGAAGCAGCAGAUGACAUUGAAGACGGCUCAUCACCAGCCUAUUUGGAUAGUUUGGCACCCUUGGGAGUGCCUGAAACUAUAUCUGAAAAUGCCGAUACAGAACAAGUGGACCCAAGCAGUGCAAAUGAGGAUGAGGUGCCUAGUGUGGUGACAAAUGGAUCCCCUGCGUCUAGUAGCCCACCAACAGUGAAGAAGAAGCGACCAUACAUCAGAAGAUCUAUUCCUAAAAGUGAGGGCCCAGUGGUCAAGCUUCUCAAACUGUCACCAAACACAAUUAAAAAACAUACGAACGGCGAAACGACCCCGCCGUCUGUGCCAGUGUCACCAAAUCAUGAAGUAGAGCCAUCUGAAACACCAUUACAUGUUGAAGAACCCGCGACGAUGCCUGUGCCUCUCCCUGUGCCAAAAAAAAGAACAGUGAACGGUCCAAAUUUGUUGAGAAACAAACAAGUUAAGAAGAAAGUGGUAGUUAAUUCGAAAACGGUUUAUCGUAAACCGAUUAAAACAAGUGAAACUCAAAAUCGGACUUCUGUUGCCGGAGUGAAACCGCUAGGUUUCCCUACAGAAGAUAGGGAUUUAGUAGAAUGUGUAAAGUGCUUUGCGAUUGUCAGCGUUUUAUCUGCCAGAGAGCACCUCUCAGUGUGUGGCAGUAACAUCCCAGCAGCAGCCGAAGAAAACGAUAUCGUUCCAUCUCUGGCUGAAAGCAUAUCGCCAUCGACGCCGCUUGGAUCUCCUCCUCCGCUUUCAUUGCCGCCGUCAGUAUCUCCGUCGAAAGGCUACGGGACGAGAGCGAGUUCGAUCCGUUCUGUUCAGUCAACUUACGGGCCGGACGCUUGUGGACUUUGCGGAGCUCGUGGCCUUAGCGAUGGCCUGUCGAGAUAUCUACAUGCCCAUCUCCAUCACCAACGGCACGCCUGUCUCGUGUGUGGGUCGAUGCACGCCAAAGUGUCUGCACUUGUGAAACAUCUGCAGGCCGUCCACGGCAAGGAGGAUAGGUAUCGUGGCCCUACCGAAGUCACUCGUUUAGGCGAGAUCCUUGGCCGUGCAUCGAUUUUAAUUUGCACAGAAUGUGGCGCUGCCAUUCACGUUCUUGAUGCUGAAGCGCAUAGUGUCAAUUGUAGAGCAACUCCGAGGUUUCCAUUGCCCAGUCAAGUAGGCUAUCAUUCCGACGGUCAGCAGCAACCUCUUGCCAUUACCUACCCUUCACCGACUUUGGCAGCGCCAGUUGCUGUUGAUGCGGAGAAGACUACGCCAAAUAUAUCCAGGCAGAAGAGGAAAUACCGGCGUCAGAUAAAGGCGGAACCGCCUGAAAUUGAGGAAUCACAGCCUAAACUAGAAACUAAUUCCGAUGUCGAUGAUAGCAAAAUGAAAUCACCUGCACAAGCUUUCGAACCCUCUGCCCCUAUAAAGGUGGAGCCAACGGAUGGAACUGAAUUCCGAUCACCUGGAGAGGAACCCGUUAGAAAAAAAGUCAAGGUCAUGAUUCCUAACCUUGAUUCUCCAAGGGGUCUCCGAACUCUUUUGCCAGGGAAUAAAGGUCCACCUCCAACACCUCCUAAAAGAAUGCUUCCGCCUGGCUUAGGACGACCAACACUCUCGCCAUUGAGUCCCGACAACACAUAUCCAAAAAACUUGCAAAGCGGUGCGGAAGAGGAGGUCGAGGGGUUGCCGGACAGUUCUGAAGAACAAGAAGAACAGAACUUACAGGCCGCCCCGGAACAGACACCGGAAGAGUCUGAACAGACCAGAGAACCCUCUCCCGCACCGCAGCUGCCGCCCCGAGACAAGACGGACUGGAAGGAGCUUCUUGAACCUUUGCUCCACAAGUUGUUGCUUCGAGUAAAGAAGGCGCUACGGAAGAUCCAGCAACUCCAUUGCCCAGUUUGCCUUCGUUAUGAAACCCAGGAAUCUAAUUUGGAGGAUAUUUGUGAGCACCUAAAGGCAGCUCAUAACAACCAUUUACUUCGUGGGCUCGGUGAAGAUACGCAAAACAGGUUAUUUGCUGAGGUGCGGAGCAUCUAUAUGGAAGACGUGUCCAACGAAGAGGCGGAUGAAUACGUCGAUGGCAGCGCAGGCCGCAAGGUGCUACAUAAAUUCUGUGUGGAACCUCUGGAUAAGACCUACUCGUGUGACCUUUGCAACGUUAACGAAUUGUCCGUCAAAGAAAUGGUACAACAUCUGCGAGGCGCUCAUGGCUUUCGGAUGUACCCCUGUCUCGAGUGUGGUCAACAGUUCAAGACCUAUGGCUAUUUCAUCUCCCACUUGGUUUCUACUGGAUGUAAGGAAUCCAUUUAUGGGUGUCGUCUGUGCGGUAUUGUCGGAAUGGUCAGUCUUUACAUGCUACAAUCACAUCUUCGGACCCAUUCCCUCUGCGACAUAUGCCACACUUGCUUUGAGAGCCAAACAGCCUUAAGAAAGCACAUGUUCAAUCAUCAGCAGGACAGUCCAUAUGCUUGCACCGUGUGCCAGGUGUCUUAUAAGAACUACGAAUCCCUCGAGAUGCAUCUGCUCUGGAAACACGGAACCGAAAGCAAACCUUGUCCAACGUGCCAAGAGAAGACGUGGCUAUGCACGUACCAUUUUUGCCCUGGGGCGCCAGCUAGCCUGGCUGAAGUGGUGGACAACCCGUGCGUCUGCACCGUCUGCCGACUUGAAUUCAGCAAGGCGUCCAUGCUCAAGGUUCAUACUCGCCUGCAUACCGGCGAGCGGCCGCACAAGUGCCACAAUUGCAAAAAGAGUUUCAUCUCUAAAAAACUCCUAGCAAAACAUGCUCUCAUGAAGCAUAGUGAGGCGGCUGUCAAUCAAGCGGCUGUUGCUCAAGCAGCAGCCAACGAAAUCAAAUCAGCUUUAGAGAAAAGUGGCCUAAAGCCUAGAAAAGUACAACAGGAGCUUCUUAAAUUAAUUGGCCAACAGAACGCUGCCAAGCGAUCGGCGGCAUCGUCAAGAAGAGUGAGCACCGAGGAGAGCCCGGAAACACCCGACAAGCCCAAACCUGAUUUGAUAAAUGGCGGAAGUACUGGUGCGCCACCUGAACCUAUUAGUGAAAAUGUCCGAUUCAAGUGUUCUCUAUCAUCUGACGAUGAAGACGAUAUGCCUGUUCCACCAACUGCUGCAGAUGUGCCUCCCAAAUCGGCAGAUGGAGGAAAUGGCACUGCAUCGGUUCCAUCUGUGGCUGCCCUUAAUCGUAUCGGCAGUUCAAUUUUUGAUAUUGAAGAGGACGAGGAAGAGACAUCUAAAGAAACUGCAGAACAACCUGAUCCUCCAGCGAUUGCAGCGUCUGAAGCCAAUCAUGUUGAAAAUCAGGAAGCGAUUGAAAAUAAAGAUGUCUCUCCGAAUGACGAUAAAGGAGGAAAUGAAAGCAAUUUAAAUGAAGCAGAGGACAUCAAAAUGGAAACGGACGAAAAAGAUCUACCACAGCCUCCUAUACCUGAUAAGGAAAAGAAAGAACCUGUGGAUACGAAUGAGCCGAAUGGAGCAACAGAAACUGUUAAAACUAUAGAAGGAGAAACGAAUCCCUCUGACGUCAAUCUUCUCGAUUUGCUUGCUUCAGCUGCUACGUCUAAACAAGCCGAAAUUCCCGUGGCUCCUCCAGAGCCCGUCAUCCCUGCCCUAUUGGACCAUGAUUAUUGCAAGCUUGGAGAUCCUCCACCGGAGGACCCUAAAAAGCUCAAGAAAAUGGCCAAAAAGGCUCGACACCAUAAGAAACACCGGGGCAAGAAAGAACCUCGUUACGUGCUGGACUUGAGUAGCAGUAGCAGUUCUGAUGAAGACGAAGAUGGUAAGCCUGUUAACGGCAAGGUGCCAAAGAGUGUCAACAAGUUUGGAAAGGUUUUGGCGCGGCUCAGUGACAGCGAAUCCAGUUGCUGCCCAACGGAUUGUAGCUGCAGCAGUUCGAGCAGCAGUAGUUCAAGCAGCUCGAGUAGUGGUAGCAGCAGUAGUGACAGCGAUAGCGACAGUUCCAGCAGCAGUAGUUCCUCUGAUGUAGAAGUGGAAGAAAAACUUGCUCCACCUGUCGUUCAGGCUCCCGAAGGAGACGAUGCGGAUGUUGACAUUGAAAACAACAGUGAACCUCCAAGUUCGUUGGAAUCUUCUUCAGAUUCAGAAAAUGGCGUUGAAUCGGAUGCCGAUAUCAGUGUACAUGAAUCAGAUCUUGAAACAAGUGAUUCGGAUUCAGAGAACAAAAAACUUUCAAGGUUUGCAUCGCCAAAAGCUCGCAGUGAUUCACAAAAGAAGCGAAAGAAGAAGAAGAAGAAGAGACGUAACUUUAAGGAAUCAUCACUGAACUUUGAUUUAGAAGGUCAGCAGAUGCCUUCAACUGGCAAUACAGUCGACGACAUUAUCAAUGCCGUGGCUAGCGGACUUCACAAGCGGUUCUCAAAGAGGAGCAAAGAGCCGGUUCCAGUGUUAAAUAUCAUGCCACUUCCUCGACUACCUGCAAAGGAAGUCUCGUUGCCACCUCCAGCUACGAUAGUGAAUGUCGAGGAACAGAGAUCCGACUCCAAACGUGGGCGAGGUCGACGUAGACGAAAUGACGAUCUCUACUGGUACGAAGGUGACAGUCUCGAUGAAAAAAUCAAUCCCACCGCAUCAGCAAAAAAGAUAAAGGCCAUCUCGAAAAAGCCAGGCCGUACAACGGCGAAAUUAAAAUUUACGCAUAAUUACGACGCAGUUGCACCUCCGCUCUCGCCGGUAAAAGUUAUCAAAACGCCUACGCAUCCAGUACCUUCGUUUGAGGAUCCAGACAGGCUAUAUUGCUACUGUCGUUGUCCUUAUGAUGAAGUUUCUCAAAUGAUUGGCUGCGACGCCAGCGACUGUCCAUAUGAAUGGUUCCACUUUGAGUGUGUUGGCAUUUCAGAAGCGCCGGAAGGCACUUAUUAUUGCCCGGAAUGUCGAUUGCGGCCUAAGUACCGAGCUCUAUUUGACGAACCCUUUUUCCAACCACAACCACCACCUCAACAGAUUAUUUAAAAUUAAGAAAAAUCCUGAGAAAAGGGUUAUUAAGAGAUAUCUUUUUGAGAUUUUGCCCUUCUCCUUUGGGGAGACAUGACUUCUGCUUUAGUUUUGUUAAGACAAUAUGAAAAGUGAGAAGAACACAAAAUCUUCAAUUUUGAAUACACGUCAAUUGUACACGACCAAAAA
Daphnia carinata is the source of this 5387-nucleotide messenger RNA. RefSeq lists its product as uncharacterized. Lineage: Eukaryota; Metazoa; Arthropoda; Branchiopoda; Diplostraca; Daphniidae. Gene Ontology annotation, biological process: regulation of transcription by RNA polymerase II. Gene Ontology annotation, molecular function: DNA-binding transcription factor activity, RNA polymerase II-specific; RNA polymerase II transcription regulatory region sequence-specific DNA binding. The record is from RefSeq and is a predicted model, not a curated record. Gene Ontology annotation, cellular component: nucleus.